UUGUGUGUGAAUCCCCUCUCUCUCUCUCUCCCCCUCUCCCGGGACUGGUAUUUGACCGCCUCCAGUGACUUGAGUGUCAGACAGACUGAGUGGCGCAGACGACGACGCCGCCGUUGUCGUCGUCGGUCGGAAAGAAGAUCCUAAGCCGGAGAACAAGGCGGGGGAGGAGGUUACUUCAGAUUAUCUUUGAUUCACCUAGAUUUAUUUGGAGCACUUUGGCCAGAGACUGCUGUUGUCCCAUUAAGUAAAGCUGAUACCAAUUCUAGAACUUUACUGAUUCUUAAUCUGAAACUCAAACUUCAGGAUGCAGACUUAAACCUUCACGUGGGCGUUGACCUUUUUCUGGAGGGAGCUUUGAUCCUGUUUGCCCUGUUUUCAAUCUUUUGCAUGGGCAUAGUAGUAAAUUAGAACUUCAUGGCUCAGUUCCGCUGUAGCUAUGUUUGUUAAAACAAAUUAACCAUCCCAAAUAUUUCUUAAAGCAAAAUUAACCACUGUUGCAUUAUGCCUACUUUAAAAGGUGACAGCACUCAACAUAAGAAAAUGAGGCAGAGGACUUACGUCAGCGAGGAAUUUGAUUUACUGUUGGAAAGAUUACAUUCAAUUACAUGAAAUAGUAAUGCACCCAUUUAAAACCUAAAGUGACAUGGAAUAUUCCAGUUUUUGAUUUUAUUGUGGAUUAUGUGUUCCUGCAGAGAAACAUUUAAAAUUCAUUAAAUUAUAUAACUGGAAAUAGUGGAGUACGCCACAAAUGAGCUAGAAACAGAAGGAAAAUUAUUCUUACGGUUAAUUUCCUUCGUAAUGCUAUGGAACCAGUAUUAUGUUUGCUGUUCAGUAGCAAUGUUUAUUUUCUUGUAGAGGUGGUACUGACUUUAAGAACAUUUAUGAAAGCAAUCUUUGUGGGUUUCUGUCUCUGAAAGACAGCCGUGUCACCUUAUUUAUUGUGACAAUGUAAUUGUGGCAUAAAAUUGGAUUAUCACAUUUUCCUAUUGGAUUUUGAUUCUUUAAUGGAAUUCUGUCCUGGAUUCAUCUUGCAAGGUGAAUUUGCUGACAACAGCAACUAAGCUCCCUCCUAGAAAAAGGUCAAGCCCCCCCCCAUUGUUCAGAAAACUAAAUAUGAAUUUAGUACAAAAUCAGGCUUUUGGUGGUCUCAGGAUAGCCAGAGAUCAAGAACUGCAAUACGACAUGACCUCAGAACUUUACCGGAUUUCAACAUUUGCUAAUUUUCCUUCAACUGAGCUGGUGUCCGAGAGAAGUCUUGCACGUGCUGGUUUCUAUUAUACUGGAGUGAGUGACCGAGUGCAGUGUUUCAGUUGUAAAGCAACCAUUGAUCAGUGGCAAGCAGGAGAUAAUGCUGUUGAAAGGCACAAGCAGUGCAGUCCGAACUGUAGUUUUAUUCAAACCCUAAAUCCAAGUAUUGAUUUCUUUCCUUCUACACGUUCUGCAUUUUAUGCUCCAAAUAUGACACCGAUUCAGUCACCUUUUCAUGAAAAUAGAAUGCAAAAUACCAUCUAUCGCAGUAUUCCAAUCGAUCCAGUGGUUUCCAGAAGUGUGGAAGAUGUACGAUCUCUGCAGUACAAUGCAGCGAUGUACAGUGAAGAAAUUAGGCUUCAGACAUUUCAGAAUUGGCCCUCCUAUUCUACAUUAGCUCCAGUAGAGCUUGCUAGAGCUGGGUUUUACUAUACUGGGACAGAAGAUCGAGUAGCCUGCUUUGCUUGUGGUGAAAAAUUAAGUAACUGGGAGCCUGGGGAUCAUCCAAUGUCUGAGCAUCGAAGACACUUUCCUUUUUGUCCUUUUGUUCUGGGGAACCACGAGGGUAACAUUCCCAUGAGCAGUACAGAAUCUCUAAGACUUGAGGGAAGGCCGGAAUCUGUACGAGCUACACAUGCUAGAUUUCCUGACAUGCAAUCUUAUGAAAUCAGAUUGCACACUUUCCUCAGGUGGCCUGUUAGAAAUCUGAUUCAACCUGAACAGCUAGCGAGAGCUGGAUUCUACUAUGUUGGUCAAAAUGAUGAUGUGAAAUGUUUUUACUGUGAUGGUGGCCUGAGGAGCUGGGAGUCUGGAGAUGACCCAUGGGUGGAACAUGCUAAAUGGUUCCCGAGAUGUGAAUAUCUUCUCCAGGAGAAAGGACAACUUUUUGUAAAUCAGAUUCAAGCAAGGUUUCCAAAUGUCUUUGAUUUCCAGCUGCACUCGAGUUCUGAUGACACCAUUGAGGAAACACAGUCACCAGUUUUUCAUUUUGGACCUGGGGAAAAUCGAUCUGAAGAUGCAAUCAUGAUGAAUACCCCUGUGGUCAAAGGUGCUAUGGAAAUGGGGUUCGAUCGAAGACUGGUGAAGCAGACCGUUCAAAGAAAAAUUAUUACAAAUGGGGAGAAUUAUAAGUCUGUCAUAGAACUUGUGACAGAUUUGUUGAAUGCAGAAGAUGAAGAAAGACAAGAUCAUCAUGAAAAAAGGAUGGAAGGAACUCUUGAAGGAGAUAUCUUGCUACUGAAAAAAAGUCGUCUUGCUCUGGUUCAGCAUAUGACCCACAUUGAUGUCUUAGUUGAUGAUCUAGAAACACAAUCUAUUAUUAAUAGAGAAGAAAGUGAAGAGAUCAAACAAAAAGCUGAGAAAAAUGAACAAGCCAGAGUGUUACUUGAUGUGGUCAUCGCCAAAGGAAGUGCAGCAGCUGAGGCGUUUAGAGAUGUCCUAUUAAAACGCGAACCUCAAUUGCAUGAAAAGCUAUAUGUACAAAGAAGCCUUGCUGCAGUAUUGGAUGUACCAGGCCUAACGAUGGAGGAACAAUUACGAAGGUUACAGGAAGAGAGAACCUGUAAAGUGUGUAUGGACAAAGAGGUUUCUGUUGUGUUCAUAAUGUGUGGUCACUUAGUGGUCUGCACAGAUUGUGCACCUUCUCUUAGGAAGUGCCCUAUCUGCAGGGGCACCAUCAAAGGAACAGUUAGAACCUUCAUGUCGUAGUUUCAGUAAAGUGCUUAUUUCCAAUAAGUAGAACUAUUUCACCAGUGUUCUUGAUGCAUGCUUGAUUUGUGCAGUGACUUUAACCAACACGUUUGCAAAUUAAACCUUUGCUUGCAAGUACAAUAGAUUUUACAUUGCCAUGGAAUCAAGUAAAUUAAUACUUAUACUGUUUAACUGUUCAGUCAGCAAGUGAGUAGUUAAACAGUAUAAGAUUAAUAACUUAAAAUUAAGAUAUUUUACUUUAGUUCUGUGAUAGCAGUGAUUAACCAGAGAGAUCUGAAGUACAAAGAAUUUCUGAUGAAAUUUAAAGCAAGAAAUUAAAAACCAUUAACCCUUCAUUGUUAAUAUCCUCCAUUCAGCAUACUGCAAGUUUUAAACAGUUCUGACGCUGGGGAGGAGUGGCUUUACUGCAAAUUGGAGCACAAAAGCACCAUAUCGUUAAUAGGCUAUUAAUAAUAAAUAGUGAUUGCAUUUGAUAGUGCCUCAUUACACCUUUGAGACAUCUCAAAGCGCUUCACAAAAUGUAGUGAAUUGACUAUCUUGUGGGCGAAACGCAGCAGCCAAUUGCAACAAAUAGUUGUGGAUUGAGUGACCAAAUUAUUAUUUAUUUAUUUUGAAGGGAUUAUUAUUCCCUGGAAAAGCAAUCCGACAAUCGAGCGCCUUAUCACGUCUUCGAGACAUCUCAAAGUGCUUCACAGAAUAUUCUGUAAAGUGAAUUGACUGUAUUUUGUGGGUGAAAUUCAUAACUUGACAACUAAUUUUCAGAGUAAGGGGGAAAAUAUGUAACAUUAUGUGGUAGGUGCAACUAAGAAAAAGGUGCAGCAUGAUUACAUAAAUACAUUAAACUGUAUUUUUUUAAAUAAAUAAUUGUCUCAUA
Molecule: messenger RNA, 3832 nt
Organism: Callorhinchus milii (elephant shark)
Lineage: Eukaryota; Metazoa; Chordata; Chondrichthyes; Chimaeriformes; Callorhinchidae
Gene: birc2
Product: baculoviral IAP repeat containing 2
Exons: 9
Coding region: 1114-2955 (613 amino acids)
Biological process (GO): regulation of cell cycle; regulation of apoptotic process
Cellular component (GO): spindle microtubule; cytoplasm; nucleus
Source: RefSeq, a predicted model, not a curated record